UAAUUUCUUGUUUUAUUAUUUGAAAAAUAUUUUUGAAUAUGUGAUUGGAAAAAAAAUUAAAAGUGGAUAUGAUCAAGACUUUGUUCACGAUCAAGCAAAUGAAACAACUAAAAUAAAAUGGAUUGGAUAUGAAAAUCGAGAUAAAUAUAAUAAGGACCUCAAUCAUAGCAAGAAAAGACCAAAGAAUAUUUUGUUAAUUACUGAUGCAAGCCAUCCUUUUAUUUGUGAUUAUGGCUCUAAUGGCUUUAAACUUCAUGUUUUGUUUUAUGAUUUUAAAAAUCCUUUUGAUUACUUUUUAAAUGACGUUAUGGAUAAGUUAGUUAAUGGUAAAUUAGUCAAUGGUAAAUUAGUUAUAGAUAAACCAGUUAAUG
This is a messenger RNA of Dentiscutata heterogama, 371 nucleotides long. The record is from the annotation of a GenBank genome assembly. NCBI's taxonomy places the organism in Eukaryota, Fungi, Glomeromycota, Glomeromycetes, Diversisporales, Gigasporaceae.